Messenger RNA from Xyrichtys novacula (pearly razorfish), 1349 nucleotides. The record is from the annotation of a GenBank genome assembly. NCBI's taxonomy places the organism in Eukaryota, Metazoa, Chordata, Actinopteri, Labriformes, Labridae.
AUGGUGUUCAGGUCACCACUCGACUUUUUCUCUGCCUCCCGUAUCCUCCUGCCCCACUUCACGGAUGGGCCACCUAUGCUGCCCCGGUCCAGGUCCCCGGAGGACCCUCCCGCCGCUUGUCCUCCUCUGGCUCUCCCGGGAUUGUGUUUCUCUGCGGCUCAGAUCGCCAGCGUGUGCGAGACCCUGGAGGAGACCGGAGACAUCGAGCGGCUGGCCCGUUUCUUGUGGUCUCUCCCGGUGACCACAGACGGUCGCGACUCCAUAUCUGAGCACGAGUCCGUACAGAGGGCUCGCGCAGUGGUGGCCUACCACACGGGGAGUUUCCGCGAGCUCUAUCACAUUUUGGAGACGCACCGCUUCACACGCGCUUCGCACGGCAAACUGCAGGCGAUGUGGCUGGAGGCGCAUUACCGGGAGGCGGAAAAACUCCGGGGGCGGCCGCUCGGGCCGGUCGACAAGUACCGCGUGAGGAAGAAGUUCCCGUUACCGAGGACCAUUUGGGACGGAGAGCAGAAGACGCACUGCUUCAAGGAGCGCACGCGGGGGCUGCUAAGAGAGUGGUACCUGCAGGACCCGUACCCGAACCCGGGGAAGAAGCGCGAGCUGGCGCACGCGACAGGGCUUACACCGACCCAAGUUGGGAACUGGUUCAAAAACCGGAGACAGAGAGACCGGGCGGCAGCAGCCAAGAACAGGUCAGUGGAAUCAAGUUUUCCAUAGAGUUUGGUACAAAUGACAGCAACCAGGCGGUGUUUUUUUAGAAUCAUAGUUUUAAUACCAAGGCAGAUGUUUCGUUCUUUAUUUCUCCUUCUUAUUCAUUACAAAUUGUAUCGGUCUCUUAAUCGAUCAUUUUCUUUUGAGGCAAUUUCAUCUCCACAUGCAGCCAUGGCUGUGCGUAAAAGGGCCAUUCAUGCGUAAAAGCGCACAACCUCUAAGCCUGUUGGUUUUUGUUCUCCUUGUGGCCUCUCUGUCUUCUCCUCUUUCUCUCUCUCAUUUUAAUUUAGUUCGGGGUCAACAGUCCUGCUUGAUAGGGCAAACCUGCUCACUACAGAUUCAUAUGUUAGGGAUGUCAAAUACUUUGAUCUCCUUUUGGCAGUAUUUUGUUGUCACACACACAAAAAAACAAUAUAGGCUUUCAUGUUUUUCUCUUUAACUGUAUUUUAACUUCCAUAGUUUUACUCAAAUGAAUUAUUUUCAACUUCUAACAGCUCUUUUCCUUUCUUCUCAGGUUGCAGCACCAUCGGAUUUGUUCAAGCAGAGGAGAGUGCAGUCCGGAUGAUAGCGGGGAGCGAGUGGAUGGAGAAACUCUUCUUUCAGUGACAGACAGUGACUCUGACUUGGAUGUCUGA